Messenger RNA from Lachancea dasiensis, 1381 nucleotides. The record is from the annotation of a GenBank genome assembly. NCBI's taxonomy places the organism in Eukaryota, Fungi, Ascomycota, Saccharomycetes, Saccharomycetales, Saccharomycetaceae.
AUGCUGAAUGCUAUUCACAUAGAUGGACGGGUUGAUAUGUAUUUGGGAAAAAAGUGGGGUUGCCUUGGUGGAUAUUCCGUCCGACGCCUUGAUCGUACAUCCAGCGGCGAUUGAAUUUGACAACUGCACAAGUGAGCCAAUCUCUCCUGCUUAUGAAGAUAUUUUAAUUCUCUAUAAAGCGCGUGGGCAGGUGACUGACGCUCAUCUGAAGGAAGCCGACCUAGGGCAGUUGUUGUUUUACGCUUGUGUGAAGGGCUUCACCCCGAGGCUUGAUACCCAAUACACUCAUCCGAGCCUAACAACGUAUGCCGCCUUUAAGCCUCUAGCAUGUAGGAAUUCGUUGGUUCGCAACGUAUCCCUUUGUUGUGGUGUAACAUCUUUGGCAUAGUGGGACAUUCAGUGUUCCGAGCAACUUUACAUCAAUUGCAAAAGUCAGAUUCUGAACUAUCUCGAGAUAGCCGAAAGCUUUGCUGAUAAUGAUUGACCUCCUGCUGCCUUACAAUUAUUAUGCAUCAGAGAUAGAAAAUUCCUUCGCUACGACUGUCGAUGGAUGUGUUUGGCACUAAGGGAAAGCAUUCACAAUAACUUGUGAAAAAUACUAUGUAAAUUUCCUUUGAGCAGCUGCCAGGCCACUGUUUGCAACUUACCAUUGCGUAGUUGCAUUAUUCUUCGACCUCAUGAGAGAAUGCUUAUUGAAAACGAUGUAUUUCACUACUCAAUAUCUCUACUAUUCCCCAGAGAAAUCUCUGACCUUCCUCAUCCUUGCAGCGCUUUUAAAGCGUUAAGCCUGGUGCUAAAAUGCUAUAUUUAUAACAUGAAAGGGUAUGAUGAUUGGCUGACCAACCCGCUAUUGGGGUUGACACUAGGCGCAUUCGAAAUUCUAGCCAAAUUAUCACAUUUCGCGCGAUUGGUCUCUACAACGUUAUUAUUGAAAAGAGGUUAUGCAAUUGCGAAAAAUGUUUUGAUUACAGACCGCCAGACCCAUGUAGAGAAACUUAUGAUGGUCGACUUACCAGAUAUCGUCAAUUGUCCUGCUACUUAUCGCGAAAUCAUGCGAUUAUUUGCUGGUAAAUUAAUCAAUUAUGAACAGUCUGACGUAGCAAAUAUACCGACUAAGACGCAGAUUAAGCAUAUCUUAAGCAUAUCUCUUUAACAUUUUAGAACGUUGCCAAAUGCGCACCAAAUUUGGGGAAUUUCAUCAUAGCCAGCGGUAAUUAUUUGCGCUUUCGCGCGCGAUGCAGAUGAUCAAAUUCAUAUCAUAGAACUUGUAACUUCACACCAUAGAAAAUGUACAACAAAUUGCCGAAAGAGCUCACAGUUAUCGCGGUGUAAAAAUGUCUUCGUUUCUGAACGAUACUUAGAGUACUCCAACCAGGGUUGA